Fomitiporia mediterranea MF3/22 is the source of this 1812-nucleotide messenger RNA. RefSeq lists its product as uncharacterized. The record is from RefSeq and is a predicted model, not a curated record. Gene Ontology annotation, molecular function: protein binding. Bases 1 to 1812 code for a protein of 603 amino acids. NCBI's taxonomy places the organism in Eukaryota, Fungi, Basidiomycota, Agaricomycetes, Hymenochaetales, Hymenochaetaceae. The transcript is spliced from 2 exons.
AUGCCAUCCGCCGUAUCCCACGUAUUUGGACUCACAGAGCUGCAGGACUGCAUUUUUGAAUAUUUGGACAAGGGCGAACAAGCUAAAUGCGCGUGUGUCUGCAAGGGUUGGACGAAUGCGGCUGUAUAUCGUUUAUGGAAUGAGAUGGACUCUGUCGUCCCGCUGCUGCGAGUUCUAGGAGAGUUUAUGGCGGAUGGGCGGGCUUUAUCCGUCGGUUUGGUUCGCAAGACGGCCAGAACUACAAGUUAUUCAUUGACAUUUUCCGGCGAGCCAAGUGAUGAACGUUGGGCGAGGUUUCAUCUCUAUGCAGCGUUGAUAAGCACACUUCGGCUUUCGAACUAUUCCAACUAUGAUUGCGUCCCUCUCUUUACUCGCACUUCUCCUGUGCAAUUUGGACGUGCCGUACUACGAAUAAUUAGCAACGGGCAGACACAUCCGCGACUCCUACCCAACGUCGUAAACCUUCAUGUCGACGCGUCGGUCGAUGCCUCUGUAUUUUCACUUGCGACUUUACUAUUUGGACAAUUAAAGGGCUUAGAGCUGGUUGUCGAUGUCACGCCGCAUAAGUCUGUGUCUUGGACGCCUCUUAAGCGGUUCCUUACAAAUAUCUUAUCACUAUCGCCCGACCUUCAGUGCUUCAGUGUUAAGGCAACACCAGGGGCAGCGUCAAGAUGGCAUGGCAAGAGUCUUACGCAUCAUUCGGAACUUGACCAGAUAAUACGAGAUUAUCUUUUGCAUAUGCGAACAUCGUUGAUAACGGUGAAGGUGAACAGUACAUUAUUCACCCCGGAACUUUUUGACAUGUUGUCAAACUUUCCGUGUAUCCGCUCCAUUCAAAAUUCUGGUCGUCGUGCAUACCAUACUCCCAAACCAUUACAGAUAUCUUCGCGGAUAGCGGACGGCGCGUUCCCCGCACUGAAGAGUUUAUUCCUGCCUAUAGAAGCAAAUUCUGGAAUCACUGUAUUCGCCAUGCUAGGGCAUACACUCGAAAACUUGACCUCACUUUCGGUUGUCUGUCUUGAUUAUCUCAGUUCACUGAAGUGUCAUGGUCUGAUUGUUGCGAUAUCUCAAUCCUGUCCGUCACUCUUGUCACUCGAGGUCGUAGCGUGCACCUCUAGGAACGCCAUUGGAGGUCAUACGAACGCAACGGCCCAAUGGUGGGAGGACAAUAGUGGUCCCGCUAGCCGCGAAAGGAGAAUGGAUUGUUUGUCUCUUGCACCAUUGUUUGAGCUUCGUAGCCUGAAGGAACUCACACUUCAACUCGACUUUGUUCUUCCAAUAACUGACUUGGAACUAGAGCAAGCAUUGUCGCGUCGAAGGAUUCCGUUCGAUGUCUUACAGCUCUCGUGGACUCCAAGGCGAUUUGAUAUAGACCGCCCAAACCUGACACUCAAGGCACUCGACAUUAUCGCUCAUCAUUGUCCAACCAUCAGGAUACUAUCGAUUCUCAUAAUGGUCGAAGACACAUCUUUUGUGCCGUGCUCGUCAUUCAGAUGCCUAGAAGAGCUGAACAUGGGACUGUCCAUAAUGCCACCUCAUCUACUCAACCAAACAGCGGCAAUACUUUGCAAACUCUUUCGCGAUUGCCUUCCAGAGUUCUCCGCAAGUCAACAUACGGGCCACUUCGACAAGUGUCAGAUUGACGCCGAACGAGGCAGAGGAGUGCUGGAAAACUAUAAGAAAUGGGAGAAAGUGAUUCGUAUCGUCAACAAGUCAAAAGGUGUGGUGAAUGGUCGUGAAUUGUGCCGCUUUGCUCGUUCGGAACGUCGAUUGUUUUAUCCAAGUGCCGAAAAUCGGAUCCCUGGUGCCUAA